This is a messenger RNA of Sparassis crispa, 720 nucleotides long. RefSeq lists its product as hypothetical. The record is from RefSeq and is a predicted model, not a curated record. The coding region runs from base 1 to 720 and encodes 239 amino acids. NCBI's taxonomy places the organism in Eukaryota, Fungi, Basidiomycota, Agaricomycetes, Polyporales, Sparassidaceae. The transcript has 3 exons.
AUGCCUCGAGCUGUGAAAGCGAAAUCUGCGCCCAAGGCUACUCGCAAGGCCUCCGGUUCCGAAGCUGCGCCUAGCGAUGAUCCCUUCCCGCUGAUGCGAACUCGCUCGGGACGAACGCUGCUACCCUUGGUGAAUGGCGGAAGACGCCGUCGUAUUCGACGCCAACCGCCCGAAGAGACAGCACAUGCCCAACCCAUCGAUGAUGGACGGACAUCGACUCGCCCUGCAAGAAAAGGAAGGACAGUUGACACUCGAGCGGCUUCGCCAAAGGAGAACGAUGCACAGAGAAAGGCUGAAGAGCAAGUCUCAGGCUCCAAGAAACGACAAUCAGCUUAUCGGCAGCGGGAGGCUCGCCCUUCUACCCCGGUCGCCGGUCCUUCUACCAGACCACCAACGAAUUCUUCUUCCUCCCCACCGGUUGCGUCCGCCGUGCCUACAGCUCGCGUCGGCCGGCCCCUCACCCGUGACUUUAAUAUCCAAGCCGCCGACGCUUACGCUCGUGGCGAGUUCACCGACGACCCCAGGCUGUACGGGAGAGACACCGUCCCGCCUGAUCGCCAGGGUAUGGGAUACGACGUUGUCUUUUACGCGGGGGAGUGGCGGCACCCCGACGCCAUCUACCGUGGACCUGGUAGUGAGGACGUCGACCUUAGCCAGCUUCGCACCUCUAGGGUUGCGCCUGCGUCUCCUCGGACUGGAGGACCUAGGAGGGAGGGCUAG